Danio aesculapii is the source of this 729-nucleotide messenger RNA. It is a transcript of the gene polr2i, whose product is annotated as RNA polymerase II subunit I. Gene Ontology annotation, molecular function: nucleic acid binding; DNA-directed RNA polymerase activity; zinc ion binding. Bases 72 to 452 code for a protein of 126 amino acids. Gene Ontology annotation, biological process: transcription initiation at RNA polymerase II promoter; maintenance of transcriptional fidelity during transcription elongation by RNA polymerase II; transcription-coupled nucleotide-excision repair. The transcript has 6 exons. NCBI's taxonomy places the organism in Eukaryota, Metazoa, Chordata, Actinopteri, Cypriniformes, Danionidae. The record is from RefSeq and is a predicted model, not a curated record. Gene Ontology annotation, cellular component: RNA polymerase II, core complex.
CGGAGUGUAGAAGGAUUAGUCCUCGUUGUCAGCUCUUAAGCUUUUAUUAAAGAGUUUCAGUAAACAAAACUAUGGAAUUGGAGGGUGGAAACUAUGAACCUGGUUUCGUGGGCAUCAGGUUCUGUCAGGAAUGUAAUAACAUGCUGUAUCCCAAAGAAGAUAAAGAAAACCGCAUUCUGCUCUAUGCUUGCAGAAACUGUGACUAUCAGCAGGAAGCCGACAACAGCUGCAUCUAUGUCAACAAAAUCACCCAUGAGGUUGAUGAACUCACUCAGAUUAUUGCUGACGUGGCCCAGGAUCCAACACUCCCUCGAACAGAGGACCACCCGUGCCCAAAAUGUGGCCACAAGGAGGCGGUGUUCUUCCAGUCUCACAGCAUGAAGGCUGAGGAUGCCAUGAGGCUCUACUAUGUCUGCACUGCCCCACACUGUGGCCACAGAUGGACAGAAUGAGGAGGAUGGAUUCAUGAAUGAUGAGAAAUGAGGUGUUCUGGAGUCCGCGGUCCACUGUUUGUCAGUUUAGAGGACAUUUGUUGUUGUCCAGCGGAUGUAUCUUGUCAAGUGACCUGACUGUAGAUCACUGGGGCAUUUGUAAAGAAACUGGAGUUUGAAAUUAAGUUCGAGAGACAAAAAUCAGCCCGCAUCUAGAGACUCCAGAGAAGUGUUGAUAGUUUUUAUUUCUUCUGUAUUUUUUUAAAAAGCUUUGUAAUAAAAGAUCACAAAACAUGAA